AUGGCGGCGUCAAACGUGUGGGGCAAUAAAAUCUACUCUGCUACCUAUAGCAGUGUCCCGGUCUACGAGUUCAAAGUCGGUGAUGAGAAUGUUAUGCGACGGAGAUCAGACGACUGGAUCAAUGCGACCCAUAUCCUCAAGGUGGCUGGUCUAGAUAAGCCUGCUAGAACUCGCAUUCUUGAAAGGGAAGUCCAGAAGGGUGUUCAUGAAAAGGUCCAGGGAGGAUAUGGAAAGUAUCAAGGAACUUGGGUCCCUCUUGCAGAAGGGCGAAACCUGGCUGAGCGGAACAGGAUUCUUGACAAACUCCUGCCGAUUUUUGACUACGUAGCUGGCGAUAGAAGCCCUCCACCAGCUCCCAAGCAUACAACGGCCGCGUCAUCGCGACCAAAAGUGCAAAAGAAUGUUGCGCCAACUAGGAGACUUGUGUCUGAGGAGUCGUCAUUUUCUCCCAUGACACAACAUGCGAUCCCCCCGUCAUCAAGUUUUAGCCAGGACCAGCAAUUUGCUUCUGUCAACCAGUCUUUCCGUGAUGAUGAGUCAGUCGCACAAGCAAGUAUCGAGUCGUCCUCCAUGAUAGCAGAGGACGAUAUGGUCCCAAUGUCCCGGCAUUCGAUUCAGUCGCGGAAGCGAAAACGCGGUUUGAGCGACGUCAGUCUGAGCAUAAUUGAACAGCAGCAUAUCAUCUAUGGUGACCAGCUUUUGGACUACUUCAUGACUGUAGGGGAUGCCCCUGCUGCGACUAGGAUAUUGCCUCCAGAACCCCCGCCUAAUUUUCAAGUUGAUCGGCCCAUUGAUGACCAUGGAAACACAGCUCUCCAUUGGGCGUGCUCAAUGGGCGACAUAGAUAUCGUUCGAGAUCUAAUAAACCGUGGCGCAAAUAUAAAGGCAUUGUCGAACCAUGACGAGACUCCACUGGUACGUGCUGUGUUGUUUACGAAUAAUUACGAAAAGGGGACCAUGCAGGAGUUAGCGGACCUUCUCCAAGACACAAUCACUUUCAGAGACUGGUUUGGCGCAACUGUUUUCAAUCAUCUGGCUGCAACAACAAGGAGCAAGGGCAAGUGGAAGAGCUCGCGAUAUUAUUGCCAAACACUGAUGGAAAAACUGAAUGAUAUUCUACCGCCUCAUCAAAUAUCCCUACUCCUCUCUUCCCAAGAUUCAAAUGGAGAUACUGCUGCGUUGGCAGCAGCAAAAAAUGGAUGCUACCGUCUUGCUACCAUGCUUUUAUCGCAGUGUCCCGAAGCUGGAGAUAUCAAGAACAAGGCGGGAGAGAGUGCCCAUGCCGUCCUUCGAACUAUCUCACGUCGCCAUAACGAUACCUCGCUCCCUCCGUCCUCUGUCACUCCGCAGAGCGUUGUCGAUCUGGACCAUCCCGAGUUAAAUCAUGUUUCUGAAAGAAUAGCCGUUUCCCGACCGGCCACUACUGGCUCUGACGCUAUCGCGUUACUCUUAUCGAGAAUAGGAUCCAUAGUGGAGGAGACUACUAGGAAACUUGCUUUAGCUUAUGGCGAGGCAAAAUGGCCUCCUCAAGGUACUGAGGACUUCACCAACCCUCAAGGGUUAUACGAACAUGUCGAAUCCGAUCGGGAAAAUAUCAGGAAACAAUUAGCUUCUCUGGCAAUGGAGAGUGACGCUGAAGAUCUCGAAGCACAACUCGACCGUUUUAACAGAGUGAAACUAGAUUACGAAGCACUCCUCGAACAAACACAACGGCUACGGCUCCUCAAACGUUUUCAAGAAGCGGGAGUCGGACUGGGCGUCGAAGCCAAUGCAGAUCCCAAUCACCCUGCAAACACAAAUUCCAACAUAGAGAAAUCCCCAACGGCAACCACAAAGAAGAAAACCUCGCAAGAGCUUACCGAAAUCUACCAUCUCGCCCGCCAGCUGGCCAACGCUCAACAAACCCGCCAACAAGCUAUACAAGAUCUCAUACAGCAAAAGGCCGAUGCGGGCGUGAGCACGAAGCUCGGCGUCCAUCGCAAGCUCGUCUCACUUGCCACGGGUUUGCCGGAAGAGGAACUAGAUCCAAUGUCAAGUGAGCUUGCCAAUGCGCUGGAAUUUGACAGGGUGAACCAGAAAAAGGGGGAAGAUUUUCCGUUGUUGGGUGAUGGUGACGUUGGUGGGUUGGAUGGGGAGGAGUAUGAGCAGCAGCAACAGCAAGAAUUUGCAGGCCAGCGUGACUCUGUGUCGACGUCCAUGUUGAUAUCUAUGACGCGCGGCAUGGAUGAGAGAGCUAUUCCGAGCUGA
This is a messenger RNA of Paracoccidioides brasiliensis Pb18, 2247 nucleotides long. RefSeq lists its product as uncharacterized. The coding region runs from base 1 to 2247 and encodes 748 amino acids. Gene Ontology annotation, cellular component: MBF transcription complex; SBF transcription complex. Gene Ontology annotation, molecular function: transcription regulator activity; protein binding; DNA binding. The transcript has 3 exons. The record is from RefSeq and is a predicted model, not a curated record.